Aureobasidium pullulans EXF-150 is the source of this 387-nucleotide messenger RNA. RefSeq names its product Endosulfine-domain-containing protein. The record is from RefSeq and is a predicted model, not a curated record. Gene Ontology annotation, molecular function: protein phosphatase inhibitor activity. The annotation marks the transcript as partial. Gene Ontology annotation, cellular component: cytoplasm. Lineage: Eukaryota; Fungi; Ascomycota; Dothideomycetes; Dothideales; Saccotheciaceae. The transcript is spliced from 3 exons.
AUGAACCCCCACCAGAACAACAAGGUCGACAUCAAUGCCAUGUCGCCCGACGAGCAGCGCCUAUUCCGCAUGUACGGCAAGCUCCCCGACAAGAAGAACCUGCUGCAGAACAAGCUCAAGGGCCAAGAGCGCAAAUACUUUGACAGCGGCGACUACGCCCUCAGCAAGGCCGGCAAGGCAGGCGACGUGGGCGUCACCAGCAUCGGCGUCGAACACCCCUCACCAGACACCAUCCCCCACCUCUCGUCAUCACCCAACACCCAGACCCCCGGAAACCCCAACGGCAACCCUGGCCUCAACCUGCAGCCCACCCAGAGCCACCAAUCCUACGUUUCCGGCAGCCCCGUCAAGGAGGGCAGUAUCUUGCAGAGAGGCAUGAGCGUGGAC